Molecule: messenger RNA, 1802 nt
Organism: Mytilinidion resinicola
Lineage: Eukaryota; Fungi; Ascomycota; Dothideomycetes; Mytilinidiales; Mytilinidiaceae
Exons: 3
Coding region: 418-1437 (339 amino acids)
Source: RefSeq, a predicted model, not a curated record
CUCAAUGCCUCGCGCGGUGCUUGCCCGGCAGCCUCAUGGGCGCGGCCCAGAUGGCCUCCGUCGACGCUUGCGGCUGCUAUAGUACCCCUCGCGGGCCCUCGUGAGACAGGGACGCCUUCAUCGGGUUUCAAGGACGCCGAGGAGCAUUAUUCCUGGGGCUGCUUUCGAACGUCGCCAAGGACUUAAAGACUGCUGCCAUGGCCGCCUUAAUCCACUCUCCAUCCACUGCCUUCACUGCCUUUCAUCCGAAGAUCUCUUCUUGGGGCUUACGUUCCUUUUUGUCCUUCUACCUUCUUUUCCAGAUCACGUUGAGCGUGUCUGUUUUUGCCCCAAUUAUAAUCUCCGCAAGACGGUAUUCUUUCUUUUACUUGUGCAUACUUUCACAGCCAUCGCUCGUCUCCGUCACCUUACACCAUCAUGCGAUUCACUACCGUUAUUCCUAUGUUGGCUCUAGCAGCCGGGCUGGUCAACGCCCAAUCGGCAGUCAACAACAAACAGAAUGGAGGCGGUAACGCUGCUUCUGCAACUGGCUCCCUUACGUUGAAUCCAGACGUGAUUCAAAAGACGGACAAUGGUCUCGCUGAUGCGGAGCCCGGCCAAGCGGCUUCCCUGACUUCAAACAACAACUUCAUCGACUUCUGUGAGGGCAAGGAUAUAACCAACGGCUUGCAAACCCAGACAGGCUCAUGUAACCCCAUUCCAAUGGGCGACAUUCCAGCGAAGAACAAGAUGAUUUCGGCAGCUUUCGUCUCACCAACUUUCAACGACACUGUUGCAGCAAACAAAAAUAUCACCUUUUCCGUCCAGGUUACGAAUCUCAAUGCUGGCACAUUUACAAACCCCGACAACACAUACUACGCAGCGCCUCAACAAAUCGGCAGCAAUGGCGCGGUUAUCGGACACACUCACAUCACCGUCCAGGACCUGCAAGGAGAUAUAGAGACUACUACGCCUCCCGACCCAACCGUGUUUGCAUUCUUCAAGGGCAUCAACGAUGCUGGCAAUGGGAACGGUCUUCUAAGUGCCACCUUGUCUGGCGGCCUCCCAGCGGGAGCUUACCGUGUCUGCUCUAUGACCUCGGCCAGCAAUCACCAGCCUGUGCUCAUGCCUGUGGCUCAACGUGGUGCUCAAGACGACUGUGUACGGUUCACAGUAGCUGAUGGGGCAGACAAUGGAAAUACUGGUAACGGUGGCAACGCCGGAAACGCUGGCAAUGCUGGAAACGCUGGCAAUGCUGGCAACGCAGGCAAUGGUGGAAAUACAGCGACAAGCAGUGUGGCAGCAGCUAAGACCACGGCCACGGCCACGGCCACUGCUGGAGGCAACGUCGCUGGUGGAAAGGGACAAGGUGGCAAAGGUGGUCAGCGCUUCGGUCAAGGUAAAGGCGGCCGUUUUGGCCGACCCAGGAAGUUCACAGUACGCGAGUUCAUUGCGUAGAGGCUUGCGUUCACCGACCAAGAGAUACUGAGGAAACGGGACUGACAGGGGAGGAUUGAUUCACGAGCUGAAGAGGAUUGGUGGAGGUGGUAGGUGCUAAGAUGUAAUGCUUCUUUCUUGGAACGUUUCUGGACUACAUCAUGUCGCAUAAAUCUUAUCUUCCUCCAGCGCGAAGCUUAGCACAGGACGGAGCAAUGCCUUUCCCCUGGUUCAAUCUUGCGUGGGAGUUAGGCUUUUUCAGUUUAGUCGCCGAAAGAUGAAAUGUAAAAUUAUUUUCUUUUUCGGAGCGUACAGAAGCAGAUGUGAUGCGACUUCUGAGCCAUCCCGCAUUUCUAGUGCAGCCGUCAAGUGCGAAGGUGGACGCG